GAGAUGCUGAUCACACCGCCGUGCUGCGUCUCUCCAGGAGCUUGUUUCGUCCUGCUUCGCCUCGCUCUGCACCAUGUCCGAGCCUGAUGGACCUCUCUGCGAAAUGGCCAUUGCGGGAGGCUCGCAGUGUCUCGAGGAUUGUACUAAGACUGGCGUCGUUUUCUUUACGUAAUCUUACAGCCACUACUUGCGCGUUUUGUCCUCGGUCGCUUCGUCUGCGAUAGUGCUUCGCUGUGGGAGCGUUUUUCUUUUUUUCUCUCUCCCUCCCUCUCAGAAGAAUACAACAUCCCCCCCUCGGCGUUCCUGCUUGGCUUUUGUUUCUGUAUUGGAAAGGCAUGCCACGUUACUGUGAUGUGCAGUGGAUAAACAGAGCUCAGCCUGGGAAUUGCUCUCUGGCAAACCUUGACAUAUCCUGAUCUGAAGCUAAACACUGUUAAGCUCCGUUCAGCCGAUCCUGCGUGAAGAGGGAGUUAAAAAGCAGAUCCCAAAUUUUCAAGGUUUUAAAACCACUUAAGAGAGUGGAAGGUAUGUCAUCCUCUAUGGGACUGUGCAUCAGGUGGACUGUCUGUAUGUCCCUGGUCCUUCUACAGACGCCAGGGAGUGCUGGCUCAAUAGUGAAUUUCCACAAAACGUGCAUAUGUGCCAGUAACAUUGUGAGCUGCUCCAAGAUGAACUUAACCACCGUUCCGACGGACCUGCCCAAGUACAUGGCGGUGCUCGACCUGAGCUACAACGACAUCACCCGGCUGCGGGCGGAAUGGACCACGUACAAACUCCCCAAACUCCACAACCUUUUACUGAGCCACAACGGCUUGAACUUCAUCUCCACGGAAGCGUUCGUUUAUGUCAGGCAGCUGCGCUACCUUGACCUUUCCUCCAACAACCUGCGCCAACUGGACGAGUACAUCUUCGAACAGCUGGGGCAGCUGGAGGUGCUUCUGCUGUACAACAACCAGAUCUCUCAGAUCGACCGCACCGCCUUCUCGGGCCUCAGCAACCUGCAGAAGCUCUACCUGAGCCAGAACCAGGUGUCCCGCUUCCCUCUGGAGCUGGUCAAGGACAAGACGCGGCUGGAGAAGCUGAGCUUGUUGGACUUGUCUUCCAACCGGAUCAAGGUCCUCCCUGUGCAAGAUCUGCAGGGCCUGCCAGCCUGGAUCAAGAACGGACUCUACUUCCACAACAACACUCUUAUCUGUGACUGCGAGCUGUACAAGUUGAUGGCUCACUGGUACAUGCGACGGCUGAACUCAGCCGUGGACUUCAAAGAUGACUACACCUGCAUACCACCGGGGUCUGAAAAGAAGCGCAUUUUCGAGCUAAAUAUGCACAUGAACUGCAGCACGUUUAACGAGUCAGUGGAGGAGGCUUUUUUGGAGCAAAACCUGGUCCUCAGUUGUGACACCCGGCAUCGGUACAUGUCCAAGACGUGGAUGCUGCCUGGCAACAUAGUAGUGUCCCCUGGCAACAACAACCAGAGUGCAUCAGUUCUCCCAGAUGGAAACCUGGAGGUCCGCUCGAUUAAACUUGAGGAUUCUGGUCAAUACACGUGCUUUGCUGUGAGCGAAUACCUUAACGAAACCCUGUACGUCUGGGUGAAGGUGCAUAACUUUACUCUGAGUGGACAUGGCGAUACCCUCAACACAGCGUACACGACUCUAGUGGCCUGCUUGGCCAGCGUGGUCCUGGUGCUUAUCUACCUGUACCUGACCCCUUGCCGCUGCUUCUGCUGUCCAGGGCAAGGCAAGUCUAAGAACAAUCAUGAGGACAGCAUCCACUCCUCCAUGCUCAGUGCCACGCCAACGCAUGAGGAUCUGGCAACCAAAGCUGAGCUCAGUAGGCAUGUCGCCUUCAUAGACCCCAAGGACCUGCAGGGCCAGAAUGGGAAAGUGAACCCCAAUGGGGAAGAGGAGCUGGAUGAGGAAGCUAGGCAGGGGAAAGGCAAACGGAAGAAAUCAGUGGCGGACUCCAUUAGUUCAGUCUUCUCCGACACACCCAUUGUGGUUUGAGCGGAUAGUGUCCAGUGUUCUGGACUGGGAGAGGCCUUCUGUUGUGGAUGUAUGUCAUAAGACCUUUAUCCAGAGACACUGAGCCGUUGUGACUUCCCUGGAUAAAGAAAGUGACAGUUCUCACUCUUCGGCAUUUGGCUGAUGAAAUAUACAGUGUUAUAUCACUUUCCUUUGUGAGUUUGACAAGGACAAGGUAGAAAAAAUAACCUUUCCAGCAUUUUAAUCUGUAGCAUUUAAGUAUAUACUGUGAAAAGGUCUUGCCAUGUACGGUAAGUGGACUUGAUCGUUGAGAAGUGGGGAAGCAGAUGGGGGAAAAAAAAGAUUAGUUUCUCCAUGAAUAGCAACUGGAAAGCCUUAUUAUUCAAUAAGAGAUGUUUAAAGAUAGAUACAUCCACUAUAUAAUCAAGUCAUAAGCAUGAUUCCUACAGACUGCUGAUGUUAAGAAUAUAAAUUGGUGCCCUAUAGCCAUUAGUAUAGACAGUAUUUAUUCUCCCCUUCCCCAAAUGCUAACUUACCAGCAUCACCACGUUAUAUAUAGACUUCAGUCAUGAGUCAUUGCUACAGGAGUGGCAUGCCAUUACGUUGAAACAGCAUUACGUUGAAUGCUGAAUAGUGUUGGAGGGAUGUAGCAAGAUUUGCAUCUGCUUUUAGAAAUUCAACACCUUCAAGCUUAAAGGGAAACUAUGUGGAAUCUUAGUAGAAACGCAUCCUGUUGAAAAACUUCAGCCUGGGUCAGUUUUAAGUAUAGUAAAAGUAGAAAAGGAGGAAUUAUAACUGCCACUUGUCCUUUAGAGGAACAGAAUGAUCCCUAUUAUUUUGGUUAUUGUUCAUACAGUGAAGAAUCAUGUGUACCAGAAUUUAGUUAGCUGUUUAAAAUUAAGCCAAAGUUUAUUUCAUUGCAUUGCAAUUGCAGACACUUGCAAUAAAAGCCCGGUCAGGAACUGUUGAAACAGGGUUACAGCUCCUGAGCUUUCUAACAAAAAGCUCAGUAACCAUAUGUUUUAGUUGUAUGCCGGCCUGUAACGUGCAGUCCAAUGCUGUUGUUGAAAGUACGGUUUGUUGUAGCAUCAAAAACUGGAACUGAGCUGCCAGCACCCCGUUUGGGCUUUAAACAUCACUUCAAAUUGAUGUCAGAUUAACAAUAGCGUUGCUUUUCAUCCGCCGCUUAAGAGUAAAUUAAAUGGCUGUGUUGUGCGCACUGAAAAUUUUAAUCUUUAAACAAUGGCACCUAAUUACGUUACGACUGCCAUUCUUUCUUAGGAUAUCAAUCAUAUGCACAGCAUCAUUUGCAUGAGGCUGUCUGUCAUGACAACCGGAGAGGGAUACAUUACCUGAAUGCUAAUGACCUUUUUAAAUAGAUUAAGGCAUCGCUGUUGCUUGUCUGUAGUAAAGAAAGAGACGUUCCAGGAUUCAGAAGCCAAAAAAAUGUUUUUCAGACAUCUGGUUCUCAAGCCUUUUCUCGAGUUCAGAUUUGCAUAUUUUGGUGGCUUUUAGUCAUAGCUGAGUCAUCCAUUGUCGGAAUGUUUUCUAAAUGAUUGGGCCAGUCUCUAAUUACAUCUCAGACCCCUAGGGCUCUUUGUAAUCUUGAUGAGAAAACAAAGGCCAGAGACGGAGGGGGGGAACAGGCGUUUGUUUCGAUCCAGAAUCAGUGGUAAUAAUCUGAACAAAUUUUUCCUGGUGAAUUAAGAUGCAGUUGUUGGAAUUGUUUUAAAGUGGUUUGUUCAAGUCCAAGGUAGUGGUGAACACUAGGGGUGCACAAUGAUAUCGGUGUCAUAUCAGUAGAUAUUUGCUUAAAAAUGUCACCAUUGGACAGAUGUUUCAAUUUAAGUGGCAUUUCACAACGAUAGUUGAAGAUGUUUUUAUUGUGCUGAGCUAAAAUGUCUGCUUUCUAUUCAUUUUACUGCAUUUGUAACCAUCUACAAAAAGCUAGAUUUCUCUGUAAUGUUUAUCCAUACAUUUUGUAGAUGUUUAUGUAUCAGCAUGAGCAGAUAGAUACAUGAAAAACAUUGGACAUCUGCAUUGGCCUACAUUUCCCAUAUCAGUGCAUCUCUAGUGUAUACCAUUUCACUGAAGUCGUAUGGUUUUUAUUAGUGAUUACUUUGUUGACUAUUUAAAGGGACUAAAAUAAUAGUAAUAAACAGCACUAAGAGUGUUCUAGAUAGUUUCUGAAGCUGCAGUAAUUUACUUAGGUGUAACCUAUGUGCAUAUAUGCCUAUAUAUGCAUAUGCAUCAAUUACAUUACAAUCCACUGACAGUAUUCUAUAUAUAUCUAUAUAUACAUAUUGAUGCUAUUGGACUAAAAUCUUGUACCUUCAAAAUGCUGACUUUAUAGGAGAA
This is a messenger RNA of Colossoma macropomum (tambaqui), 4343 nucleotides long. It is a transcript of the gene amigo1, whose product is annotated as adhesion molecule with Ig-like domain 1. Gene Ontology annotation, molecular function: protein binding. The transcript has 2 exons. Gene Ontology annotation, biological process: brain development. The record is from RefSeq and is a predicted model, not a curated record. Bases 528 to 2006 code for a protein of 492 amino acids. Lineage: Eukaryota; Metazoa; Chordata; Actinopteri; Characiformes; Serrasalmidae.